AGCAGCCAAAAUAGUAUUACUGUUAAGUUAAUAGUGGUGUGGUACAAGAAAACGCCUUAAAAAAAUGGCUGUUCCGGUGAUCGACUUGUCAGAACUUGAAGGCGAGGACAGGGCGGCAACAAUGGCGGAGAUAGCCGUUGCUUGCGAGGAGUGGGGCUUCUUCCAGUUGGUGAACCAUGGCAUUCCGUUAGAUCUUCUUGAUCGAGUUAAGAAGGUUUGUUCGGAGUGUUAUAGGGCGGAGAGAGAGGAUGGUUUCAAGGAUUCCAUGGUUGUUCAGCUUCUCAAUGACUUCAUCGACAGUGGAGAAGUUGGCAAGACAUUGAAAGAUGUCGAUUGGGAAGACGUUUUUCUCUUGCAGGAUGACAACCACUGGCCAUCCAACCCACUUCAGUUCAAGGAGACGAUGAAAGAAUACCGAUCAGAGCUGAAGAAGCUGGCAGAGAAAAUGCUGAACAUUAUAGAAGAAAACCUCGGCCUCAGCAAAGGGUACAUCAAACAGACCUUCUCAGGAAACGGGCGAUACAAUCCCUUCUUCGGAACAAAAGUAAGCCACUACCCGCCCUGCCCGCGUCCGGACCGCGUCAGCGGCGUUCGGGAACACACCGACGCGGGAGGACUCAUCCUCCUCUUCCAAGAUGAAAAGGUCGGCGGCCUUCAAGUGCUAAAGAACGGGCGGUGGAUGGAGGUGCAGCCACUCGCCAACGCCAUCGUCAUAAACACCGGAGACCAGAUAGAGGUGAUAAGCAACGGCCGGCGGUGAUCGAGCCGGCGGUGCUUGGCGGCGGCGAAGUAAGCAAAGGGUAUCCGAGGUUUCUGUUUGGGGAUUAUAUGGAGGUUUAUGCCAAUCAAAAGUUUACGGAAAAGGAGCUCAGGUUUCGGACUAUGGGGAUUAAUUAAUGGUUGUCUCUAUAAAUAUAUGUAUGUAAGAUGUCAUCUAAGUAGUUAUUUAAUUAAUAAGCUAAUUUGCUUGACCACCAUGCAUGGAUCUUGUUUUAAAUGAUGUAAACCAUGCUUGUUAAUUGUUAUUAUAAAAUUAAGCUUGUUAAUUAAA
Messenger RNA from Phalaenopsis equestris, 1051 nucleotides. Its product is annotated as 1-aminocyclopropane-1-carboxylate oxidase-like. NCBI's taxonomy places the organism in Eukaryota, Viridiplantae, Streptophyta, Magnoliopsida, Asparagales, Orchidaceae. The record is from RefSeq and is a predicted model, not a curated record.